AUGGGCAAAGCAGCGGCCCAAGCACGGCCAACUGCCGUGUUCCGAGAAAAUGGGCUAGUACAUCGGUCCAAGGCGCGUGGGCUACUGGAUACGUCGAAUUUGCCUGCGCUCCAAAAUUUGCUAAAGCGCGAUCCUGCCGCAUACGAAGAAGAAUUUCUCGCACAAUGGAACCAGUACGAAAGUCUACGACGCAUUUAUGCGUCAGGCAUUGGACAGCAUAUUGAAGGAGCUACGGAUGCUGGAAUGCAGACUUUGCGCCUGAGUAAAGAGCAGCAGGACCAGUUUGAGCACUUGCUCACGUUUGUGGCACACCUUGCGCCGAGCUACCCAAAGUUAACUGCACCACUUCCCGACCAUAUCGCUGAGCUGCUGCUCACGCAUCACGCGAGCCUGAGUCCAGAUUUGCGCAAAACAUGUUUUCGCUGCAUGUCUUUGUUGCGUAGCCGUGGAGUGAUUGCAGAUGAGACAUUGCUGCGCACAUUGUUUCCUUUGCUCAGUCUCGUAAGCUCGUCGGAACUGCGCACGGCGAUCCUGAGCACCAUCGUCCAGAACUUGAAGCAGGCGAACCGUAAGACCAAAGAUGUUCGUUUGAAUCGCAUGGUCCAAGGCUUGCUUUUUGGCAUGGUUGAGCGCGGAAUGUCCGACGCAGAAGGCAAUGUUCCUGCCGUGCUCCGGCCCGGCGAAGCAGAGCUCAAGGGUCGAUCUGAGGCGCUUUGGGCGGUGCGUAUUGCAGCUGAAAUGUGGCGCCGACGCAUUUGGACUGACGAGCGCACCGUGGCGUUGCUUGCACUUGCAUGCACGCAUCCGCACCCCAAGGUACAGGGCUCCGCUGUGCGUUUUUUCCUAGGUGAUUUGCAUACUGCUGAGAACGCGGAGAAUAGUGAUGGAGAGGAGGAUAGCGAUGAGGGUCCAUCACAGUCCGUUGAUGUUGGCCGCCUAAAACAUCAGCGCAAGGUCGGAAAAAAGACCAAGGCUGGCGAUCGUCGCUUGAAACUUGCACAAGCGCAUGCCAAGCGUCGUAGGAAGGAAAAUGAAGAAAAAGCAUGGGAGAAAGUGGACAAGGACUCAAGUAAUAUGGCGGCCAUUCAUCUGUUGCAUGAUCCACAGACGUUUGCAGAGCGUGUGUUUGAGAACCUUUUGCGCGGCGACAAGCGCCAUCCUUUGGAAAUGAAGGUGCGCAUUGUGCAGCUCUUGAGCCGCGUCAUGGGCAUACACCGACUCAUUGUGCUGAGCUUCUACAGCUACUUGGCCAAGUACUUUAUGCCUCACCAACUGCACAUCACACUUAUUCUCGUUUCCCUUGCACAAUCUGUGCACGACCAGACGCCGACAGAUGUUCUGACACCUGCAAUCCGCAAGAUUGCCUAUGCUUUUGUCCAUCCAGGCGUCACCGUCGAAGUGGUUGCUGCAGGCAUCAAUACCAUUCGCGAAGUAUGCCGCAGACAGCCUUGGUGUAUGGAAGAGGAUUUGCUGCACGACUUGGUCGAGUACCGUAAAUCGAAAGACAAGGGUGUGAGCGCUGCAUCUCGCGGCUUGAUGCAAUUGUACCGUGAAGUCAAUCCCGCAUUGCUUCGCCGUGCGGACCGCGGCAAGUCUGGAGCCAUGGCUAUGCAAGAAGGCAAACAGGUGCUCCAGUUUGGUGAGGAUCGCCGCCAAGUUCAUGGAAUUCAAGGUCUUGAUUUGCUGGAAAAGCAAUUGGAAGAGAACCAAGACGAGGAAGAUGAAGAAGAUUGGGACGGCUGGGAAGUCGAGAGCGAUUCGGGCGACGAUUCCGACGGCUCCGGUGGCUGGAUUAAUGUUACUUCCGACGAUGAAGAUAAUGGGCAUGUCUUUUCUGACGACAGCGACGAUGAGUGCGACGAAGAAAAAAUACAAGACACGCGUCCAGCCUCCGAAAAGGUGCGAGAGGCGCGUAAAUUGCGCCGCGAGACACAGAAGCAAAAGCAGGAGUGCGAUAGCGAUGAAGAAGACCAAGAGGGAGUUGCUGUUCCAACUGCUCCUGCAACUGAGUCCGAAGACGCAUUCUCCGCACUGGCAAUGAACAGAAUCCUCACGCCUGCCGACUUUGCGAAAAUGAAUGAACUGCGUCUCAAGGCGGCAGAGGAAGCCGUCAAGACGGGCGGUGCUUUAAGCGCCACAGCGCGCCGCGAAUUGGAAGCGCUGCAAGCUGCAAAGAAGCGCACAGGCACAAGUGGUACCAGCGACGUUGUGAACGAAAGCGAUAUUCUCGGCCCGCGCAAGAAGGUGAAAGCUACUUAUGAGGAGCGCAUGAAGAGCAUUGAGACUGGUCGUGAGGGCCGCGAAAAAUUCGGCAGCCGUAAAGGCAAGAAAAACAAGGACGUGGCUAGCAGCUCGACCAACCGCCAGAAAGCACGCGGGAAGAAUUUCCAUGUCCGCAGCAAAAAGAAUGCUUCUCUGCGCGAGAAGAGCAAGCGCCUGCGCAAACACAUCACUGAGGGCAAGAAGGCGCGCAACUCGUAA
Malassezia vespertilionis is the source of this 2481-nucleotide messenger RNA. It is a transcript of the gene SDA1, whose product is annotated as Severe Depolymerization of Actin. The transcript has 3 exons. Gene Ontology annotation, cellular component: nucleolus. Lineage: Eukaryota; Fungi; Basidiomycota; Malasseziomycetes; Malasseziales; Malasseziaceae. The record is from RefSeq and is a predicted model, not a curated record. Gene Ontology annotation, biological process: ribosomal large subunit export from nucleus; ribosomal large subunit biogenesis. The coding region runs from base 1 to 2481 and encodes 826 amino acids.